This is a messenger RNA of Lactuca saligna, 1220 nucleotides long. The record is from the annotation of a GenBank genome assembly. NCBI's taxonomy places the organism in Eukaryota, Viridiplantae, Streptophyta, Magnoliopsida, Asterales, Asteraceae.
GUGCUAUUUGCAUAUCUCCCUUUAGUUUCUUAAUUAAACAGUUAUUAGAAUCUUCAUAAUAUAGAACGGGGAUUUUGGUUUACAUAUAUAAAUCAUUAAUUUGUGGAGAUCUUCUGACUGUAUGACUAUUAUAUAACAAAUCCCAUCAGUUACUAUCGUGACGCGUUCCUGGAAUUGCUCGGAUUUUGUAUUGGGAUUUUUAUAAUUUCGUUUAUGGUUCUGCUGCCAUUUUUGAAUGUUGAAAAUCAAAAAGCCAUGGAAGGAAGAACUCCUGCUUCUGGUUUUAGCACAAUUGUUGAUCAAACAAGUUCAAGUAACCAAAUCAUGUGGUUGUUUUCAGUUUUUGGAGGCAUUAUCAUGUGUAAAGUUGCUUAUGAUUUGACGGGUGUAAUAAGCCCCUUGGUCUUCAAAGGUUUUAACAAACUCGAAAGUGUGCAGAAAUUCGAAUGGAAAAACCGGGGCAUCUCGACCUUCCAUGCACUUUUUGUGGCCGUUGCUUCGUAUUACUUUUUGGUCGUUUCAAAUCUUUUUGAUGAGUCUGCCCAACAAAAGUUCAUCAUCUAUCGAUCAUCUGCAUCAUCCAACACUAUACUUGCGAUGUCCCUUGGUUACUUUUUGUUAGAUUUGGCGAUGAUUAUAUGGAUGUAUCCGGCUUUAGGUGGUCCAGAAUACGUAUUUCACCAUGGGAUCUCUAUGCUCGGUAUCAUUCAAUCCCUUAUAUGCGGCCAAGCUCAGUUUUACAACUUUAUUGUUCUAUUCUCGGAGAUCACAACACCAUUUGUGAACCUAAGAUGGUAUCUUGAUGUUGUCGGGAAGAAGAACUCCAUGUUUUACUUGUUGAACGGCGUUGCACUGUUUGUAGGGUGGUUGGCUGCGAGGGUCAUCUUGUUCAUCUUCUUUUUCCACCACAUGUUUACACAUCUUGAUCAGGUGAAGCAAACUUAUUGGACAAUAUUUUGUAGCAUGCUAACGAUCCCGCUGGUAUUGGCAAUAAUGAACUUGUUUUGGUUUUGGAAGAUUGCCAAAGGGUUGAUCAAAACCCUCAUCAAGUUCACACGACAUAGUCAUGGGAGUUGAUUGUUGUUCUUGUAUUUAUUUAUUCUUUUUUGACCUUUUGACAUGGAAAAAUUAUAAUGCAAAAUUAAAACAUUAAAGUGUGAGAGUAACGAUUGGGUAAAUUAUCGAGAAAAACAUCAUUUACUUUUGCUAUUGAUAUAUAC